Messenger RNA from Candidula unifasciata, 1251 nucleotides. Lineage: Eukaryota; Metazoa; Mollusca; Gastropoda; Stylommatophora; Geomitridae. The record is from the annotation of a GenBank genome assembly.
AUGCUCCGUAAACUACAGUGUCCACAUAUACAAGCUGCACAGCGCCUGGUUCUAAAAAAAUUCACAAUGCUGCUCUUCUGUGCAGCCAUGACAAUCAGCUUUAUUGUGAUAUACCAGAGUUUUCCUCCAGCUGAUGCUAGCAGAUUUGCCAGGAGCACUUUGGAACUGGAGGCAGAGAUACGGAAAAUGGACCACAAGAUUCAGUUUUUGGAACAAGGAAAGAAGACAUACCCUGAAGUGAAAUUUUUAACAUACAAGGAUCGAAAACGGAUCUUGAUAACUGGGGGUGCAGGCUUUGUUGGCUCCCAUCUUGUAGACCGUCUUAUGAUGCAGGGUCAUGAGGUCACUGUGGUUGAUAACUUUUUUACUGGCCGUAAACGAAAUGUGGAGCACUGGAUUGGGCAUGAAAACUUUGAGCUGCUUCAUCAUGAUAUUGUCAACCCCCUGUAUAUCGAAGUGGACCAGAUCUACCACUUGGCUUCCCCAGCUUCUCCACCUAAUUACAUGUACAACCCCAUCAAGACACUGAAGACCAACACUGUGGGUACCAUCAAUAUGUUAGGUCUGGCCAAGAGAGUCCGAGCACGGCUGUUGUUAGCAUCCACAUCAGAGGUUUAUGGAGACCCUGAGUUGCACCCCCAGAGUGAAGAGUACUGGGGGCAUGUGAAUCCCAUUGGACCCCGUGCUUGUUACGAUGAAGGUAAACGGGUGGCUGAGACAAUGUGUUAUGCAUAUGAAAAGCAGGAAAAAGUGGAAGUCAGGGUAGCACGCAUCUUCAAUACUUUUGGGCCGCGUAUGCACAUGAAUGAUGGUAGAGUUGUUAGCAACUUCAUCCUUCAGGCACUGCAAAAUGAAUCAAUAACUAUUUAUGGUGAAGGCGCACAGACAAGAUCAUUUCAGUAUGUGAGUGACCUUGUCGAUGGUCUCAUGGCCUUGAUGAAUUCAAACUACUCUCAGCCAGUGAACCUUGGCAACCCCGAGGAGCAUACCAUCAUGGAGUUUGCCAAAAUCAUACUGACACUUGUAGGUGGAGAAAGUAAGAUAAUCAAGAAAACAGCAAUGGAGGAUGAUCCACAGAGGAGGAAGCCAGAUAUAACUCGAGCUAAAACUGUCCUCAAAUGGGAACCUAAGAUCCCCCUGAUGGUUGGACUCAACAAAACCAUUGAAUAUUUCCAAAAUGAGCUCAGGAGAUCACGACACAGUGAACGCAAUUUUCACAUGCCAGAGAACAUUGCCUUGAUGUCUUAUUGA